Molecule: messenger RNA, 4563 nt
Organism: Hippocampus comes (tiger tail seahorse)
Lineage: Eukaryota; Metazoa; Chordata; Actinopteri; Syngnathiformes; Syngnathidae
Gene: tead3b
Product: TEA domain family member 3 b
Exons: 15
Coding region: 1-1491 (496 amino acids)
Biological process (GO): hippo signaling; positive regulation of transcription by RNA polymerase II; embryonic organ development
Cellular component (GO): transcription regulator complex
Molecular function (GO): RNA polymerase II cis-regulatory region sequence-specific DNA binding; DNA-binding transcription factor activity, RNA polymerase II-specific
Source: RefSeq, a predicted model, not a curated record
AUGCGAGCUUUCUUAUCGAUCCUUUCGUAUUGGGGCUCGGGGUCGGGCCCAGGGGGAGCCGCCACCAUUGCGUCCCACGAUUGGAGUGCCAACGGAAGCCCAGAAGAUGGGCUUGAUGGCGGGGACAACGAGGACAAAGCCAUCGACGGCGACGCCGAGGGGGUGUGGAGCCCGGAUAUCGAGCAGAGUUUCCAGGAGGCCCUCGCCAUCUACCCUCCUUGCGGCCGGAGGAAAAUCAUCCUGUCAGACGAGGGCAAGAUGUACGGUCGCAAUGAAUUGAUAGCGCGGUAUAUCAAACUGAGGACGGGGAAGACUCGCACUAGGAAACAGGUGUCUAGUCACAUACAGGUGUUAGCACGGAAGAAAGUUCGUGAAUACCAGGCGGGUAUCAAGGUUUCUAGCCACUUGCAGGUUCUCGCCCGAAGAAAAUCUCGCGAGAUCCAGUCAAAGCUAAAGGCGAUGAAUUUGGAUCAGGCAUCCAAAGACAAAGCCCUGCAGAAUAUGGCGGCGCUCUCGUCGGCACAGAUCGUCUCGCCCAGCAUGAUCAAGAAUCAUCUUCCACCAGUGCCCCCUGCACCCUACCCGCCAAACCCGCCAACCGAGUUCUGGCCCACUGCAGUUCCGGGACAGCCUGGACCCUCUCAGGAGCUGGUUCUAGAGCUCAACCCGGGAAGGACUCCUGGGCUUGGUCGCACCAGCCAUGCUAUCAAACCUUUUGCACAGUCUCCCUACCAAAGCCUAUCAGGUCCUGUACCACAGUCCAUCCCAAGUUACGAGCCCUUGGCGCCACCUCCCCCGCCCACAGCUACAGCUGUGCCAGUGUGGCAGGACCGGACCAUUGCCUCGUCAAAGCUGCGCAUGUUGGAGUACUCGGCCUUCAUGGAAGUCCAAAGGGAUCCGGACACUUACAGCAAACACCUGUUUGUCCACAUAGGGCAGACAAACCCCUCCUACAGUGACCCUCUCCUGGAGGCUGUCGACAUCCGGCAGAUCUAUGACAAGUUCCCAGAGAAGAAGGGAGGCCUCAAGGAGCUUUACGAGAAAGGCCCUCAGAAUGCGUUUUUCUUGGUUAAAUUUUGGGCCGACCUGAACAGCAGCGGGAUGCAGGAUGGCCCCGGUUCUUUCUAUGGCGUCACCAGCCAGUACAGCAGCGCUGAGAACAUGACCAUCACUGUUUCAACCAAAGUCUGCUCUUUUGGGAAGCAGGUGGUGGAGAAAGUCGAGACAGAGUAUGCCCGCCUGGAGGGGGGCAAGUGCGUUUACAGGAUCCAUCGCUCCCCCAUGUGCGAGUACAUGAUCAACUUCAUCCACAAGCUCAAACACUUGCCUGAAAAGUACAUGAUGAACAGUGUUCUUGAAAACUUCACCAUCCUGCAGGUGGUAACGAACCGCGACACCCAGGAGACGUUGCUGUGCAUCGCAUUUGUGUUCGAGGUGUCCACGAGCGAGCAUGGCGCCCAGUACCACGUCUACAGACUUGUGAAGGACUAAGCAAAAAAAAAAAAGUGAAAGCAUGCCUUCCCCCUCUCUUCAGCCAGCAAAACCAGAAACAAUGCUAGAGAACUAACACUAACACACAUAAGGAAUAAAAAAAAAAAGUCACACACAUGCAGACCAGUAGCUUGUGCUUAAACGUGCUUUAGAUGAAGUGGAGGUACGCCAUGGCGCUCGAGAGAACGAGAAGGUGUCGAAUGAGAAGAUCACUCAGAGCAAGGAAAGAAGACAGAACUGGACCACAGAUGAGGAGGAGGAAGAGGAAGUGGUGUUGCAGUCGAUUUUGUCAGGAAACAAAAGUGCCUUUUUUUCUCCAAAGAUAUAAUUGCCUGCCACUUUGAAUUGCCUUUUGUACUACCUCUUUUUUUUUUGUCAAAUGAUAGAUCAUCACAGGGCAAGUUCAUUUGGAAAUAAGCCCUAGAGCCUUUUCACACCAACAUUUAUCAGUGAAAGGACUUGAUGCCCUGUUCUGGUACUGCUUGUCUGUGAUUUUAAUCUUGUCUUAAGUGGGGUUCACACAUAUCAAUUUUUAAUAUCUUGGUGUACUUCAGACGAGUGGCACAGCACACCACAAACAUAACGAGAUCUCCAAAAAUCGCGAGUCUCCUCCCCCAAACCAGAUGUCUGUCAAAGUACUAAGUCCGACCUGUAGGAGGCAGCAUGGGGCAACAGAAGAAAGACAAGUAGUAGAAGAAAAUUGUGAGUGAUUUUCAUAAAUAUUGAACAGGGGUAACAGGUACAUUGUGGGCCCCAACCCUUUUCAGACCAGGUCAGGGAAGAUAGAUCAACAUAAUCUUUUGCAGGCAUUCGAUAAUCAGGCCUUUGCUGACUUGGUAAAGUGGGGGAAAUGCUCAAAUUCUGCCUCAUUACAGGUACGCAUGUAUUGCACUUAAAUCACACGCAAAAGGAUUUGCGAUCGUCAAUAUUGAACAAGUUUCCAUUGAUAAUUGGCAGAUAAGCGAAGAAAAAAAAAUAACACAUCUCGCACCACAGUAUAAUCACUCAUAUUAAUCUUUUAGGGACAUCGGACAACUGGGACUUUGCUGACUUUGAUUAGAAAGGGGAAUGCUAAAAUGUGGCCUAAUUGUCAGGAUGAAGUCUAUUCCGUUUUGAUCGGUAUUGACAACACACAUCAGGGUUUGUGAUCCUAAAUAUUAAAAAAGGUUUAGCAUGUAUGAUUGUCACACCGACCAUUUCCCAAGCAGAUCAGCAAGGAAAAUUACCGGUACUCUUAACACACUUCACACCACAGGAUAAUCUUUUAGAGACAUCUGAUAAGUGGGCCUUUGACUUUGAUCGGAAAGGGAGGUGGUGCUCAAACUCGGCCCGAUUGUCGGUAUGUGUAUGUCCCCUGCUUAAUUGAUUUCACAUCACAAUCAUGGAGUCUGUGGCUUGCCUGAAAUCGAUGUUGAUCACAUGAAAGGAUUUGCUGUUGAACAGGUAUAAUAUUUAUGAUUGGCAAUCCCAACUGUCUUCCAAGCCGGUUGGGAAAGGGGGAAAAAAAAAAAACUUCACACACUCCACACCACAGAAUAAUCGUUCAGGAUAAUUAUUAGAGGCAUCCGACAAUUGGGCCUUUGCUGAGGGAGUAAAGUGCUUCCAUUUGGCCCACUUAUCUGUAUAUCACACAAAAAUUUGUAAUUGUAAAUAUUGAACAGGUUUAACAUGUACGAUUGUCAACCGUCUUCCAAGAAGGUUCGGGAGAGAGGGAAAAAAAACACUCUUCAAACACCCCACACCACAAGAUAAUCGCUCAGGUUAAUCUUUCAGCGGCAUCCGACAAUCAGGCCUCUGCCGACUUUGAUUCGAAUGGCUGAAAUGCUCAAAAACAUCACGAUCUACAGUAUGUGUGCACCCUUCUAUGCAAAUCAAUGAUUUGUUCAACCCUAUGGAUGCUUUUAAAAUUGCUCAUCCUUCAUAAAGCCAGCGCUUGCUCCUGCCCAUGUACGACCACGUCCACCAAUCCCCUUGUUACACUGCUUUAUUGGAAGACGUGAGUUCGCACAGCUGCCCUGAGACGACCAGGGUGGUGGUUGUGGUGUGAGGCAGUGGAGACCAAGUGACAGCAGUGUUUGAUUUUUCUGCCUUGACGUGUAUGUAGCCCGAAGUGAAAACUAUAUUGUUUCUGUACUGUGAGUCAAGUGGAUCCCUAAAGGAAUAUGUGUCACAUAGGAGUAUUUUUAUUUUGAGGAGGGGAGGGGAUGGGGCUUUAUUUGUGAUUAAGUGUCCUGGCACAGAGAGAGCAGAAGAGAACUAGCAAAUUGAAAUCAGCGUUUCUUUUGAUUAAAAAAGAAAUUGCAUGCUGUGAAGUCAUACAUCUUCACUCACUAUGCGGAGAAGCUUCAGUUUUUCAUAUUUAAGAUGUAAUAUCGACACCCAUCUCCAACCUGUUGUCUCUGUGCUGCGUGCAAUGUGAUCAUUGAUUGUUAUUUAUAGGUUUGGAAAGCAGAUUCUAAUAAUAAGGGCAAUGUGGGGUUCACUACUUAAUGAUCAUUUUUCCAUUGAUUUGGAGAUGGUUCAACGGAAGUCUGUGUGUAUGUCUGCGUGUGUGUGUGUGUGUGUGUGUGUGUGUGUGUGUGUGUGUGUGUGUGUGUGUGUCUCACUGGACAAUUUCCAUCCAUCCAUUAUUUUUCACCGUAAAAUUGGACAUAUUUUGACAAAAGUGCCUGCCUGGCUUUGAAUGUCGUAUUUUGCAACUUAGAGAAACACAAAAAUAAUGCUCCUUGCUCUAUGUAUUUUUUUAUACAGUUUUCUUGCCAGUACCAAUAUUUGUCCAUGUUUUGAUUCUGUCGUCUUUUUGACUGUGAGUGUUUUGCCUCACUGAAAAAUAAUGUGUGAUUGUGCUGACAUUGAUAAUUAAUAAUAAGAUAUAUAAUGUAUCAUAUUCUGAAUGGUGUGGGAAGGUGUUUUAUUGUUUUUGUUGUUUUUGGUUAAGGUGGUUUACUAAGGUUUUUGCCACAAUUGUGAAUUGCAAUUUUAUACUUCCAAAUAGAGGUUGGACUAUGUAAUCAAACAAAUGUAUCUAACAAUAAAAGACACAUGGUGCCUUUGGGGGCCAUUUCCCCAUGA